GGUGCCCUCUUUAACUUUAUGUGAGUGUUGCAGGCUCGUCUGUCGGUGCCAUCGGAUUUAUCAGACACAGUCUUGUCACAUUGGGUUUUCAUUAAACGACAUGUUCACGACCACCGGCUCCCGGGGCCUCUACAAAGCUCCUUUGUCAAAAGGCCUUCUUCUGGUGCUCAGUGGGCUGACUGUGAUGCUGACCAUUCUGCCAAAAUACCAAGGACUAUUCACAUAUAAUUUGCAGGCUAUUGCAAACCAUCAACAGGUUUGGAGGAUGAUGUGUGGUAGGCUGAUCUGUCUAGACCUGAAGGACACUUUUUGCAGCAGCCUGCUCAUCUACAAUUUCCGGAUCUUUGAGAGGAGGUUUGGUACCAGAAAAUUUGCUUCCUUCCUACUGGCCACCUGGUUUCUUUCAGCACUGGUGGACUUCCUGCUUGCCCAGGCUGUCAUCUCACUGUUUGACUAUGAGGUGGAGGAGCUACCUGCAGGACUACUCUCCCCAGUCUUCUCUCUGUUUGUGCCUUUCUACCUGUCCAUCCCCAGGGUACAAGUCACACAGGUCCUUGGUCACAUCCCCAUUACUAACAAGUCUCUGGUCUACAUAGUGGGAUUGCAGCUGCUGACUUCCAGCCCUUUCAUGUGGCUUUUAGCCAUCAGUGGACUGAUCUCAGGUGGGCUCUACCAUUGUAAUGUGCUUUGGCUACAGCGGCUCAUCUUUGUUCCUGUCUGGCUGUCUCGAAUGGGCAGAUUUAUCCUGGAGCCCCUCUUCUCAGGCCCCCAGCCCAGUGGAGAGACUCCUCUCGGGAUGGGUGCCACACUAGACAUCCAGAGGCAGCAGAGGAUGGAGCUGCUGGACCAGCAGCUGCUACUGGCUGAAUUUAACCAGGCCAGGAGGAACAUCAGACAGCAACCACAGACCGGGUUGAUAGAUUGGGCCAGGUUGUUUCCAUCCUUGCGACACAGAGGACAGAAUCAGGCUCCACCCCAGCAUGACAACCAGGGUCCAGCUCACCCGUUUCCCCAACCACAGCCCCCUCUGUUGGACAACUCUCCUGUUGCAGAGGAGCAGGUUGCUUUGUUGGUUGAAAUGGGCUUCUCCCGGAUUGAUGCCCUUGAGGCCCUGAGAGCUUCCAACAAUGACAUCAAUAUGGCAACCAACUUUCUCCUGCAGCACUGAGCACUCUGUGAGAUCAAUGGAGGCAGUUGAGGAUGGCGAGAGAGGGAAGACCCAAAUACAAAUCACAGGAAAGAAAAGUGUUAGAGACAGAGAGAGAGAGAGACAAAUAUGGAGACGAGAAAUAAAAGCUAUGGCCCUGAACAUUUGAAAAAGUGUCACAGCAGGGUUAUGCUAGCACAUUCGCUGUUCAUUAAGUGUGUGAAGCACAAGGUGUAAAGAAUUUGCAUAGUUGCCUUCCAGUGGUCAUUGAAGUGUGAAGCAGGCCUCGUGGCUAUGAGCAGACAAAUCAAACCCUGACCUUUUAAGGGUUUCCUUCAGACAAAAUCUGCAGCAGCCAAGCAGACGAGAGCCUCCAUUGCAGUACAUCCUGAUGAAGUCAGAAGUAUUCAGUCCAGAAGAGUGAAAAUAAAAUCGGAGACUUUUUCUUUUCUCAGAACACAACUGACCAUGAAACUUGGAUAUCAGCUCACGUCACAUACUCUCAACUCUUUGUGGAUAUCUACUCAAACCUAUAUACAAUACAGUUAAAUCGACUUUUCUGUUGAGUGCAAUGCUUCUACUCCUAAUAUGGGCACAAUGUAACCAGCACCCAGGAUGACCGUCGACUCUAUACAGAGAGGAAAAGGACUGCAAGAACACAGACAAGAGUAAGCAAAGCCACUGCACGAUAAUGAAACUAAGGCUAUUUUAGGUCGUGAACAAAAUGGACACUAUUCACUGGUCAUUAGCUUUUCUUUUACUUGGACCCAUGAGCCAUUACAGAGAAGCACUGCUUAUCUUCUAGAUGUUAUGAAGUAAAAGAGGACGACAGAGAGGAGGGGAAACUGGAGAGGCAGGCAGCAGGAUCAGUUGUGAGCCAGAGAUAGGUGUCAUUAUCACAACCCCACCAUCACUAGUCAGUGAAGCUAUGAAGAACAUGACAGACUUUACUGAGAUUAAUAUGCUUCGCCUGUUCUUGUUGAUGGUAGUUCCUGGAUGGGCUGAGACUCAGCCAAACCACAGUCCUUUCUUUGCACUCCACAAUGUGUUCCAACAAAGCCCAUCUUACAUUCAUCAUUCAUGGCCCAAAUAUUACCUGUAGGUUUAUCCCUGUGUAAUUAUAUUCAUGGUGAGAGAGAUUAGUGUAUGGCUGCUUGGAACAAUAUGGUUUAGAUGUGAUAUCUCAGGGUGAGCCGCAUGACUUCUUUUGUAAUGACAAUGAUGCAUUAAUUUUAUUGCAUACACCUCAUGUUCAGAUAUCAGUCCAUAUAUCUAGAGACACAAUACCCCCUCAAAGGGGCCAUCUUUUUCACACAUAAACCGUUGAUCAUUUUUAUUCUCCAUGCAUACAUGCUUUCACACACACACA
Molecule: messenger RNA, 2516 nt
Organism: Lampris incognitus (smalleye Pacific opah)
Lineage: Eukaryota; Metazoa; Chordata; Actinopteri; Lampriformes; Lampridae
Gene: ubac2
Product: UBA domain containing 2
Exons: 10
Coding region: 101-1168 (355 amino acids)
Molecular function (GO): protein binding; serine-type endopeptidase activity
Source: RefSeq, a predicted model, not a curated record